Gloeophyllum trabeum ATCC 11539 is the source of this 1509-nucleotide messenger RNA. RefSeq lists its product as uncharacterized. Lineage: Eukaryota; Fungi; Basidiomycota; Agaricomycetes; Gloeophyllales; Gloeophyllaceae. The coding region runs from base 1 to 1509 and encodes 502 amino acids. The record is from RefSeq and is a predicted model, not a curated record. The transcript has a single exon.
AUGCCGGCGGUUGAGGAGGUCCCAAUCGAGCUCUGGACGCAAAUCGUCGGUCUACUCACGAGGCGGAGCGAUUUAGCCCAUGUUUCGGCUACAUGUAGGACGCUGUACGCAAUCGCAGCGCCGUACCUUCAUCAAGCAUUUCCCAUUCGGACCUGGUCUGUCAACCAAUUUCUUAGGCUCAUUAAUCGUCCUGCACCGUUUGUACCGGAAUUCCUAGCUAUCGGAGUUUCCGACCACAGUGAAGAGCAUGAUUUCUGGGACUCACCCAGGUGGCCGACGGAAGGCGCGCGCACUAUUCCGCGCCGCCAGUACGUCUCGCAUGACACGUACCAGCGGAUCGUGAACGCCACCUUCGGGUUCACGUCCGUGCGUGAACUCGUCAUUUUCAACGUACACGUCCCGCGGAGAUUCUACGACUUGAUCUAUGACCUCCCCAACCUCGAGUCUUUGCAUGUGGAAGCAUGCACUUCGGCUGGCUUGGGAGACGUCUUCCAGCACAGGGACUUGGGCAUCACAGAAUUGACUCUCCGCGUGUGCGACACGGUGACGGCCGGAAUACUGUGUCGCUUGGCGACAGCGUCUAACUUACAGACUCUACGUAUUGACGAGACCGCCAACGUGUUCCAGGAAUGCUCUACCGAUCUAUCUCAGAACAUCCGCUUCAUCUACGUGUCGAACUUCCGGACAUUCACGGACCCUCUGCCACCCGAAGCGUACAACCGCUUUAAAACAUCUCUGACUGAAUUUCUGUCCUCGUAUCCGCACCAGGUGGAAUGGCUGAGCACGUCGCUCCCUGUACAGUCUACUCUGGUGCCGAACGCACUACCGCUCUUACGUCAUUUCCGCGGAAACACGACUGCUGUUGGCACGGUAGCCAAAUGUGGCCAGCUGCGGAGUCUUAUUAUAGAGGCGGGCGAGACCUUCCACUUGACCUCCAGCGGUGUUCUAGAUAGGAUUGCAGAGCACCAACCAGAGCUCAAGUCUCUCACUCUGCGGCUCUCGGAAUGGGACCUCGAAGUCAUCCACGCCGUCGCGCACCUCUUCCCGAACCUCGAGAGGCUGAAAGUAACCUUUGUCCGCGGCUCGCUGUCUGAUGUAAGUCCCGUCUUGCCCAUGUCUGCAAAGCUGAACGUCAUCCAGGACGAGCUCGUGGGCCUGGUCCCGCGGCACCUGCACCGCCUGCGGAACCUACGCCGGCUUGAGAUUUUCAUGGUGCGCUUCUCGUGGCGCAACAAGUCCGUGACGAUGCGGCAGCAGUUCCCAAGCCCGUCGUUCGAGGACUAUGUCGACGACGCCGAGUUCGAGAUGUGGGAGGAGAACGGGCUCGGCCAGGCGGUCACGCUGCCAGACGAGGAGUAUAAGGAGUUCUUGAUCACGUGGAAGUAUGCCUGCCCGGAUCUGCGUGAGGUGCAGCUGGCGCCGGGGUACGUGUGGAGGCGCUAUGGUCCCAAGGAUCCGUGGUGCAAGCGCAGCUGUAGGUGGAACAAUGGGUAUAGGGAGGUGUGGUGA